This is a messenger RNA of Oldenlandia corymbosa var. corymbosa, 1038 nucleotides long. The record is from the annotation of a GenBank genome assembly. NCBI's taxonomy places the organism in Eukaryota, Viridiplantae, Streptophyta, Magnoliopsida, Gentianales, Rubiaceae.
AUGGAGAGCUGUAUUGGAAGUGCAUUGGAUGAUCUUGAUUCAAUCGGUCUGGGAUGCUCUGGGUAUUAUCUUGGCUUCGAGCAGCAGCUGGGGUGCCAGUUGAGACUAAUGAAAACAAUUUAUGGGUUUGGAAGGAAAAGGGCUGAAAAUGGUGUUGGAUUCGAAUCUGGGUUGCGUAAUUUGGAGGAGAAUGCUUACAGAGAAUCAUUGCAAAUUCAUAUUCUUUUUCUCACACUGAGGAACGCUAAUGUUGAUCUACUGACCUUCGAGGCGGAACAAUCGCAUCUCUUCUGUGGGGUUAUCAGUUGUUUUAGGGUGAUGAUGGAUUUGGGAUACCUACCUUACUAUCACUUGACUAAAAGCCUACUGAAAAGCUUAGAAUUCUUGAAGAACUUGAUUCGCUUUGCCAUAUUCCGAGGACUUGAGAUUAGUCAGAUGGAAGACAUGUUGAUUCACGCUCAGGGCUUGAGAUUAAUCAUGUUGAUUCACGCUCAGGGCUUGUGUUUGAAGUCUGCUUGUGUUCCUGGAGAAGAUGAAGUUGAACAACUCAUGGAAAGAUCAAAACCCGUUGAGUACCAUGUUCUGCUUCGUGGUACUUGUUACAUGAACAUGUUUGACCAUCAAAUCCAUACACUCUACGAAGGACUCCGAUUCUUGAGAACCACUUUGAGAGAGCACCAUCAUGAUAAGUUUGAUGAGGAGUUAUUAUAUGAUGAUGAGAAAGUGCAAAACAUUAUUGGAGUCUUUCUUUGUGAGACAGGGCUGUCAAAAGGGCUCAUAGUUUGCUAUCUAUUUGUCAAAAUAGAUGACAGCAGCCACGUGAUUGAACGGCUGCAGGAUCUGUUUUUUGAGGUUGAGAAGAAAAUCAAGCUUUUCCAGAAGGAGACAGAAGAAGAGGCACCAAGAUAUCUACUCAAUCCAGCAGCAUCCUGCUUUCCUCAGACCAACUUGUUGGGGUUUAUUGAUUCUGUCCUGAUUCAGUGGUUGCUUCAGAGAAGAAUAAGUUUGUCACAAUCUGGGACGUUCUGGCAUUUCUAA